AUUGUACAGUUACGAACCGCUGCUCUAUACCAAAGGGACAGGGUAUUGCGCAGGGCUGUUAUCAGCGGAUAUCACGCGUGCGCAAUGCCGUCCCAGUGGUUCUCUGCGCUAGCCUUGUUGCGGUAUCAGAUACGCAGUCAUUCGUUGCGCGACUCUCGAGCGCGUUAGUUGUUUGCUCAUCGGUGGUACCGUCCUCACGUUAUACCCACUUCUCGGUCCACGACGGGACCACGUGGUUUCCGUUACAUGAACGACCGUUUUCAAUGAAAUUUUUCGUCGCGUUUUUCUCGACAUUUAUUCGUUCGCGCGAUCAAAUCGUCUCGCGUGAACACGCAUUCUUUCCCAAGAAAUUAUUUUUCGCUGUAAUGGUUACUUACAUAACUAGAAACUUAUUACUUGUUCGAAUUGGCGCGAUGUUUGUUCUCGUCGCGGUUACUUUGUUCGCAAUCGAGUUUCGUUGAACGAUGCAAGUCUUCGAAAAAGGCUGUUUGUUUUUCGUCGACGUGUGCAGUUUUCUGAAAGGCACUGUUUUGGUGCGCGAACGGAUCGAGUUCCGAGGAAGUGCGAAAUGUGACUGAAUUGUUUCUUGCUGAUCUAUCAGUUACGAUCCGAUUGUCGAAGUGACGCUCCACGUUGCUAUGUCUAGAAGGAAGCAGGCGAAACCGCGAUCUCUCAAACGAGACGAAGAGUGGGACGACGGUAACGAGCAGAAUGUCCUGGAGGCGGCCGAGCAGGAUAAUGGGACAACGGGAAUUAAGCACGACGAAGAGGAGGAUGAGGAGGAGGAGGAGGAGCUGCAGCGUGCGUUCAGUCUUCACUCCGAGGAGUACCUCCAAGACGGCAGGCCAUCGUCCGUUCAUGGGCCAGACCUGGAGAACCAGAACAGCCUCGACAGCGAGGCCUUGGGGACCGGAAGUUCGUCGUGGCACAGCGAGGAUGGCGGGCCGAACUCGCGUCGCGGAGGAGAGACGCCAUCGUCUUGCGCGACGCCAACGUCGGCCAGCUUCCCGUCGGAGCCUGAAGUCGACGCCGACGUCGGCGUCAACGCCGACGGCAACAACGCCACCGCGCCUUAUCCUUGCCAAUUCUGCGAUCGAACUUUUCCACGGCUGAGUUACCUCAAGAAACACGAACAGAGUCACGGCGAUCAAAUGCCGUAUCGAUGCAGCUGGUGUGCCAGGUUGUUCAAGCACAAGCGCAGCAGAGAUCGACACGUGAAGCUCCAUACAGGAGAUCGGAGAUACCGGUGCACACACUGCGAAGCUGCCUUCUCAAGGAGCGACCACCUGAAGAUCCACAUGAAGACUCACGACACCCAGAAGCCCUACCAAUGCACAGCCUGUUCUCGAGGCUACAACACCGCAGCUGCAUUAACGUCCCACAUGCAGUCCCACAAGAAGCACCACCAGUCCCAAGGGGCUACCAAGCUGCAGGACGUGGACUAUGGCAGACGAAGCGUCUCCUCGCACAGCACCUCCUCUCCUCCUGUUCCCAGUUCUCCGUCGCCGUCCUUAAACUUAACCCUAAAUCCAAAAACAGGCCUAAAGAGCUCCCACGGGAGCGCCUCUACCACGCCGAUCCUCACUUCACCCCUGAAGCUCGCCUGCAUGUACUGCACCAGGGACUCGUUCAGCUGCAUGCAGCAGCUGCAGAUGCACGUGCACACGAUGCACCAAGCGAUCCUCAGCGGCGAGAACGUGACGGUGCCGCCGUCGCCUAGCAGGAGCAACGAGCAACUAGGCUACCAGCGCGACAAGUCGAAUCAUCAAGCGUCCUCCAAGGACCACGAGAGGAAGUACCAAGAGGACUCCGAGAGGUCCUUGGAGAAGGAGCACUACGAGAACGCCUUCACCUGCAACCAAUGCACAAUGAAGUUCUCCACGUUGAGCACUCUGAGGGACCAUCUGGUCUCCAUCCACAGAAACGACGGUUUCGGUUCUGCAUUAAUGAUGUGUCCUCUUUGUGGGAUUCCUUGCACCUCUGCGGCAGCCUACGCGGAGCACUACGUCCUCCAACACUGCGAGAACAGGCGGAUGGGGCCACUAGAAGGUCGAGAGUUUAUGGAUAAGAAUAAUGGAAGUUAUGGAGACUCGAAGAGCUGCAGAAACCAAAAGAGCAGGGAACAGACAAUUUCUGAGCCUGCAGACCUCACCAGCAAGCAUUCCAGGCCAACGGAGAGCAGUUACACCGCGGGUACUCUCCUCUGUGGUCAGUGUGGAGCUGCUUUGAAGGACUUCGAGUCCUUCAGGGAGCACCUGGCCAGGCAUCUCCAAGCUGACCAUAGGAACGACGCCAUAAGGCAUCCCUGCCCCAAGUGUGAAGCUGCUUUUCCAGAUAGAGAGGAGAUGCUGACGCACCUGACGAAGCAUUACCUGGGUCAGGUCAGCAAAGAGUAUGCCUGUGGGGCCUGCAAGAAGCUCUAUCCCCAUCCAGACCUUCUGCAGAGGCACUUGUUGGAUAGCCACGCUCACCAUCUCUACAGGUGCGCUCUCUGCAGAGACACCUUCGACUCCAGGGUGGCGAUACAGGUACACUUCGCUGUGAAGCAUAGUCAGGAGUGCAGGAUAUAUCGCUGCAACGUCUGCACCGUUUCUAAUAACGAGAACUCGCCCGGGAAUGCGCCUGGGGAGGGAAGAAGCUUCUUCAGGAGCGAGGCUGAAAUGGCUAGCCAUGUCAGGAACGUCCACGCGCCACCCACGGUGUCUAAUAGUAGCCCUGCGGCGAGGAGUCCUGCCUCCACGCCUGGGAUGACGGGAAACUCUGGACCUAGAUGUGUUUUCUGUGGGAUCUGUUGUAACUCGGAACUGGAGCUGCAGUUGCAUCUAGCCAGCCACUCGACUAGUCUCUACAGGUGCCCCAUCUGCAGGGAGGGCUUUGCUGUUGAGUUCUUGUUGGAUAGACACAUCGCACAGGCGCAUCAUUCUGUCGAGCACCAAGCUAACACCAGGAGUAACUCCAGAGAGAAUGGACGCAUAGGAAGACUGCCUAGGUCGUCUCAAGAGGAGCCAAAGUCCCAGAAGAGGGGUCGUUCUCCAGCCUCCAGCAACAACAACUCCUUGAAUCAGCGGGACAACAACAACAAACGACCAAACUACACCAGCACAGCGGCUCAACAGUGCGAGCUGUGCGAAAGGGGGGAGUUCGCGAACGAGGCGGAACUCCAAGCCCACAAGAAGCUGGCCCACGCGUCAAAGCUGCAGAACAAGUCGCUCUCGAGCCUUAGCAUGACUUGCGCUUACUGCGGCGAGGUGUGUCGUUCUCGGGCCGAGCUGGAGUCACAUACGAGGAUCCAGCACGCCUCGAACGAGCCUGGCGGACGCCACAAAUGCAACAUAUGCGACGAGGUGUGUCCUUCAGGCCCGACGUUGGCCGAGCACAAGCUUCAGAAGCAUUGCAAGAUCCAAUUAAGCGACACCUGUGUGGUCUGUCGCGGUAGCCUAGCGUCUGAAUCGCAGUUCCUCGAGCACGUUCAGAGACACAGCCUGGAGACUGUGGACCCUCAACAGAGACUGGACGAUUCCCUUCCUCAUCUUCCAGCAGCGUGUGUCGUUUGCAGGCAAACGUUGAUCAGCGACUUGGAGUGUCGGCUUCACGCCAGGUACCACCUCAGGGUCUCGCCUAGUUCCCACAGUUCCGCGUCCAGUCCCACUCCGAAGCAGAAGAGUCAGAGUCCUGGUUGCUGUCUCUGCUUAAGGGAUUACUCCACUGACGACUUCGUCAGCUUACCUCCCAGUCACUUGAGCGGCGGAGGACAGUCUCUGAGAGUCUGCAAAUCUUGCUACAUUCGCCACUCUCAGGGACUCCCCAUUCUGAACUCACCGUACGAGCACGCACGAACCAAGUGCGAUAAAAGCUGGAUCUCCAGCAAGGAUUCGCAGUGGGACGGGUCCAGAGACAGGUGGGACGCCGAGCGUGUGUUCAAAGUGGAGGACAGGACGAACGAGGCGAACGAUAGCAAGAGAUGUCCGGACUGUGGGGUGAAGUUUGAGGACCCUGAGGAGGCGGAGAAGCAUAGGCUCGCGGAACAUAAGAAGAUUGGAUCUAGUUCGAACACCUACACCUGCAUACAAUGCCAGAUGUCGUUUCCAACGGAAGCUAAGAUACAACAGCACGUCAGAAAGGAACACUUGGAGGCCUCGGGGAAGGCAUCCAUCGAGGCACUACGGUGUCAUCUGUGUCUCUUUGAGGCUGGCAGUCCCUUGCAGUUGCAGAGCCACUUGAUAGAGCACACUUUUGCUGGAUGCGCUGCUCUCGGCUGUUACAUCUGCCAGUCUCUCUUCACCGCGCCUAUCGGUCUUCAGAACCAUAUGCUCCAGGAGCACGGCUUAGGCGCUCGUCCGUACGAUUGUUCUAAGUGCACCCUCAAGUUCUUCUUCAGAGCUGAGCUGGACCACCACGUGCUAACAUUCCAUCGUCCAGGAGAAGAAGCCUCUUCGCCUAACGGAAACGUGCAGAACGCCAUCGAAACGAAAGCAAAGGACGCGGAGGACCAUAAUUGCGACGAGGGCAUCACUGUGAAAGAGGAACUGGUGCUGCCAGACGCCGGCGACGAAGAGGAAGAGAUCAACGUGGAUGAACAAAUGGAAAACGAGGACCGAGAGGAUGACAAUCAAACGGAAACGGACCAGAAACCGAAGGCAGAGAUUCAUGCAGAAACUGUCCCUGACAAGGAGGAAUCGUGAUUAUCUUGAGAAGAUAAUUCAGAAUUAGUUUGGAUUGCUUGAAGGCACCAAGUACAAGCAUUUGAGAGAAUUAGGGUCGAGCCCGAUGGAACUAUGUAUAUACUCAAUGCUAAAGUGCUUGAUGAGUUGCAGGGGGUAUUGUUAGGGCAGUAGCUCCAUUUCAUAGUUUUCUUUUUUUUUUUUAUUCACAAAGACAUUAUGAUUUAAUAAAUUGUAGAACUUGAUGAAGAAGAUAAAAGAGCGUUGUUGAAGCUGCGAUCAUGUAUGUAGAUAACUGUAAAUACGUUUCUAAUAGUUUCGUAUCGUACUCUUUUUUUCCCUUUAAAAUACUUACUUUUUUUUUUAUUCUGUUAGUCAUCGAGCAAAGCUUCUUACAAGAAUAAAGAAUAUCGUCAGAUUUUAAGGUAACGUUUCUACCUUGUUUCGAUGACAGGAGUCUCUAGUAAGGCCUGCACGAUAUAAUAAUGAUUUUGCUCGUUGGUCACUGCAUAAAGUUUGCAUCAGUGUCAAGGUAAAUUCUUUGGUAAUAACGAUUUCACGCUUUGUUCAUAGUUGAUUUGAACAUUAGAAUAGUAGCAGUUUAAUUGAAUUUUCAUUCAAUUUUGAUGGAGCCUUGUUUUUUUUUUAUCUACUGUCCGUUAUUGUUUCAUAAAGAUUCCUUUAUAGUAUACAGAGUAUUGUGAUAGAAUGAGUUGAGAGCGUAAGGCAAAGAGUAACCAUGAUACUGGGGUUCGAAAUUGUAUUAUAAUUCGAAACACCAAAUCCUUCGCAUCUUAAUAUAAAUAUUAAUAAAGCUGUAUCGAUUUUUGUACGUAAAACUUGAUAAUAGUUCUUCGAAAUCGCCGUUAAUUUUAUUGUUCGCGUUAAUAUUUGAACACUACACGAUGCGUUCAUUCUGUUACGAUACUAUUUUAUUCUAUUUGAAAAUGUAGGUAUAAGUCGCAAUGUUGAAUACCAUUGUCUCAUAAACAUCGUGUAAAACAAAUAAAGUGAAGGUCAACAUCUUA
Messenger RNA from Hylaeus anthracinus, 5689 nucleotides. RefSeq names its product zinc finger protein 423 (gene L). Gene Ontology annotation, cellular component: nucleus. The record is from RefSeq and is a predicted model, not a curated record. NCBI's taxonomy places the organism in Eukaryota, Metazoa, Arthropoda, Insecta, Hymenoptera, Colletidae. Gene Ontology annotation, molecular function: DNA-binding transcription factor activity, RNA polymerase II-specific; RNA polymerase II transcription regulatory region sequence-specific DNA binding. The transcript is spliced from 10 exons. Gene Ontology annotation, biological process: regulation of transcription by RNA polymerase II. Bases 639 to 4682 code for a protein of 1347 amino acids.